Molecule: messenger RNA, 3547 nt
Organism: Thalassophryne amazonica
Lineage: Eukaryota; Metazoa; Chordata; Actinopteri; Batrachoidiformes; Batrachoididae
Gene: itga4
Product: integrin alpha 4
Exons: 29
Coding region: 159-3338 (1059 amino acids)
Biological process (GO): cell adhesion mediated by integrin; integrin-mediated signaling pathway; cell-cell adhesion
Cellular component (GO): external side of plasma membrane; integrin complex
Molecular function (GO): integrin binding
Source: RefSeq, a predicted model, not a curated record
GUUGUGUGUAUGUGCGUUUGAGGAAAUGCCGUUUUGUGCGCACAGGGAGGGUCUGCGCUCACUUCAUUCACACUAAAAACUCCAUCUUUAGUUCUUCUUUGGUUUAUUGAUCAAGUUCUGUUCUGAGCAGUUUUUCCUGAUCCAGGGUUCAGUCCGUCAUGGAAUCUGGAGGCGCGUGCAUUGAAACAACAGCUUCAGUCCACCUUCAUGGCUUUGGAUCGAACCGGAUCAUAAACGUCAUGUGUUCCUCUGGAUUGUGGCAGAACCGCAGCCUGGAAAUGAUCCUGAAUGCGGGUUUGAUCGUCGUCUUGCUUCUGUUCGAUGGUGCAGCAAGCUACAGUGUGGACCAAGAGCACAGUCUGGAGUUCAGCGGCCCUUCAAAGUCCAUGUUCGGAUACUCGGUUGCACUGCAUCGCCAUGGAGCUCAGACCUGGUUGGUGGUUGGAGCUCCGGUAGCUAACAAGUCCUUCAGCCCGUUGGCUCGAUCUCCAGGAGCUGUUUACCGCUGCAGAAUCACUGCCGAGCGCCAAACCUGCCAAGACAUGCAUCCAGAUGUUCAUAGCUGUGGAAUGACGUGUGAGGCGGAGAGAGAUGACCAGUGGCUCGGAGUCAGUCUGUCUCGACAGGAUGGUAACAGAGGAGGACACAUCCUGGUGUGUGCUCAUCGUUGGAAGAACGUCUUCUACUCCAGCAAAGACCAUCAGAGCAGCAAGCUUCCUCACGGAAUCUGUUACCACUAUGGCCCUGAGCUACAAGACCCCCAUCACAUCAUCCCCUGCUACAGAGACCACCACAAGAAGUUUGGUGAGGACUAUGGAUCGUGUCAGGCUGGGGUUUCCACCUUCCUCACGGAGGAUCUGAUCAUCAUGGGGGCUCCAGGGACAUCUUAUUGGACAGGUUCUGUCCUUGUCUUCAACACAUCCAGCAGGGUGAUGUCAGCCUACCUGGAUGAUGACUCAGGAGCAGUCAGCUUUGGAAGUUAUCUCGGUUAUUCUGUUGCAGCCGGCCACUUCCUCAAUCGUUCCACUUUGGAAGUGGUGGGCGGAGCUCCACAGUUCAGCCAAAAAGGAAAGGUCUUGGUCUUCUCCAUGGACAAAAACAGGCUUCAUGUUGUUUCUGCACUCAGUGGCAAACAGAUGGGCUCCUACUUCGGCUCCAGUCUGUGUGCAGUGGAUCUGAAUGCAGAUGGUUUGUCUGACCUGCUGGUUGGCGCUCCAAUGACAACCAGCUUUUCCAGGGAAGAGGGACGAGUGCACGUGUACAUCAACCAGGGGGAGGCACAUUUGUUGGAGGUGGAGUAUCAGUUGACUGGCAGUGACGCGUAUGCUGCCCGGUUUGGGGAGUCCGUGGUUGACCUGGGAGACCUGGACGAUGAUGGUUACCAUGACGUGGCGAUUGGAGCACCGCAGGAAGAUGACCUGAAAGGAGCCAUCUACAUCUACAAUGGCAGGAAGGAAGGGAUCUCACCAAGGCCAUCACAGAGGAUUACUGGAUCAUCUCUGGGUCGUGACCUCAAGAUGUUUGGGCAGUCACUGAGCUCUGGUAUUGAUGUUGAUGCAAAUGGUUACCAAGAUGUCGCAGUCGGAGCGUUCCUCUCAGACUCUGCUGUGGUUCUCAGGAGUCGCCCCGUGGUCCGGGUUGAGUCAUCUCUGAUUGUGCCUGAGCAGAUUGACCACCAGGUGGCGCAGUGCCAAGAGCAUGGAUCUCCAACUGUCUGCUUCAAUGUCACCAUCUGCAUCAGUGUCAUUUCCCGACAGUACCGUGGGGUGACAGAUCUUCAGUAUCGUUUGACCUCUGACCUCCUACGCAAGCCAUCCUUCCCACCUCGUAUUUAUUUCCAUGGUAACGGCUCAUCCUAUAGCACAAGGGGGCGGGUCAGAACUCGACAAGGACAGCUCACCUGUACGACUCACCUGACGUAUCUGAGGAAUGAUGUCCAGGAUAUUUUCACUCCGCUCCAAUUUGAGGUUUCCUACAGUCUCAGAGAACCAAGCACCCACAGAACCACACCCACAACCUUUCCACCAUUAAAACCCAUUCUGCAGCAGAGCGGAGACGCCCGCAAUAUCAUCACCAACCAGACUCAGUUUUUUCGUGUUUGUUCUCUGAGGAAUUGUUCUACGGACAUGAAGCUGUCAGCUCACCUGCUGCUGCCACAUGGGCGUCAGUAUUUUGCUCUGGGUUCUGGACACACUUUCUUGAUACACGCUGUGCUUCAGAAUGCUGGAGACCACGCCCUCCUGCCGCGGGUGAUGCUCCGUUUCCCCUCAAACAUUCACUACAUCAAAGUGCUGCAGAGCGAGGAGGGGCUGGUCAGUUGUGAUGUCAUGCCAGAUGUGCUGAUGAACAUGGUAGUCGUUGACUGCGUUGUGUCCCGACUCGUGCUCGCUGCCAACACACAGGUGAAUAUGAGCUUCCUGUUGGACGUUAACCAGAACAGCACUCCGGGUGACAUCAUUAUCAGUGCUCACGCCAGCAGCAAUAACUACGAGAGUGAGGAGUAUCUCCAUGACAACCACCUGACUUUGCUCCUCCCUCUUCGAUACGGAGUUGAUGUAAACAUCCAUGGGUUUGUGUCUCUUUCCUCAUUUAUGUUUAGUGAUGAAGACUCAAGUCCAGUAGACUGUUACUCUGAGAGACUCAACUACACCUACAAGGUCUUGAACUCUGGACCCAGCCGCUCUUUGGACACCGUGGUUGAAAUCUAUCUGCCAAAGAUGGUGUGGCCUCACACACACAGACUCCUGCGGCUGCAUGACUGGCAGUCGUCCGUCGGCCUUUGUUCCAUCAGUGACACAACGGUUUCUGUCAUGGACGACUGUGAUGUUCCUCAGGCUUCCUUCAUCAAACGGCUCUUCUUCUUCUUCUCCUCUAGCUCCACCCGCAGGCUGUUCUGUGGACGUGCUGACGAGCUCUGUGAGUGGUUGGUGUGUCGCCUUGGUAACCUGGAGGCAGGGAGAGAAGUCACCAUCCAGCUGGAGGUCGGAGUGAACCCGGCGGUCCUACUGCAAGCUCCGGGCCGGCGUGCUGUCAUGUUAUUGGAGAGUUCAGCAGUGAUGUCAUUUCCCACUAAUGAUCCUCUCACCACCAUCAUCCAGAAGCCGUCUGCAGCAACAGUGGUGGUUGAGGCUCGCGUUACCCAGAAGCCCUCAGCGUCUGUCAAAAUCUUCAUGAUCGUGCUGAGUUUAGUUUUGGGUCUGUUGAUUCUGGCUGCGCUCGUCUGGUGUCUGUGGAAGGCUGGAUUCUUUAAGCGGGACUUCCAGGCGAAGGACGAGGACUUCAGCAGGGACAGCUGGGACUAUGUUCCUAAACACCAGAGGACAGAGAGCACGUCCUAACCUGGACCAUGACCUCUAACCUCCACCUGAGUGGGGGGGAUACACCCUGAUGUGGACCCCAGGAGACACACUGUGACUGCAAACAUGCCAUGUGGUGGUACUAGAUAACAAAUGAGACAUUUUGUUCUGCAGGGAAAACUAGAAUAUUCUAUUAAGAUAAAACCCAGCUCCGCCCACAGCUGAUUCCCUCUGGUGUCCCCCAGCUCCUG